CCAAUCAUCCUCCCCGGCGCAGGCGCACUGCUGGAACAGAGCGUCAGCAAUGAGCGCGCGCGAGAGAAUCUGGCCAAUGGGGUUGUGUCUAUUGUGCGGGCUGCCCGGGGCUGGGAAGUCCACCUUGGCAGCCGCGCUGAAAGAGAAGGCGAGCCCGGCGUACACCAUGGUCUUAUUGUCGUAUGACGAGAUCCUCGCGGAGGAUGCGUUUGAAGAAGAAGAAUCGCCCUGCGAGUCUCGCGAGGUUUCCUGCCAGUCUCCGGAACCGGGCGGAAGAGAACAAUCCCUGUGGAAGACGUACCGCCAGCAACUCCUGCAGUGCCUGGAACAUCUGGUAGAGUCCGUGUCCAGCCGCUCUCCUCUCCUACAAGCCCCCGGCGACAUCAAAGACCGUUUGUGGAAGCGCUUUUGCCAAUGCCUGGCAAGUCAAGGCUUAAUCUCCGCCUCGCGUUCCAACUCGGGGUCCCGGCAUGUUUGUAUUAAUCCCGUACAUUUUCCUGUGGUCUUCAUACUGGAUGAUAAUUUCUACUAUCAGAGCAUGCGGUACGAGGUGUACCAGCUGGCGCGGAAGUAUUCUCUGGGAUUCUGUCAGUUGUAUUUGCAGUGCUCGACUGAAAGCUGCUUGCAGAGGAAUAAAGACAGACAGAAGCCUGUAAUGGAUAGGACAAUCCUGCUGAUGGAGAGGAAAAUGGAGAAGCCCAACCCUGAGAAGAACACCUGGGAAGAGAACAGUCUUUUCCUGGACAGCUCUGGAGGAGGCGUAGUAGAUGAUACACGAAUCAAUGACUUGCUGAGUCGAGCCCUGGAAAACCCUGUGCGACUUCUAGACGAUGAUAAUGAGGAAAGGGAACGGGAUCGUGAAAUCUGUUCGGCCAGUCUCAUCCAUCAGGCAGAUCAAAGCCUACGACGGCUCAUCUCUGAAACCAUGCAGACAGUGAAAGAGUCGGCAUCCAAGCAGGAUAUUAAAAGAAUUGCUCGAGAACUCCAGUGUGUAAAGUCGAAGGCUUUGGAACAAUUAAGGCAGCAAAUCGCUGUGCAGACCGUCCAUCCCGAGCGAGACCGACGCUUCAAUGUGAUGUCAUAUUUUACAGAAGAGAAAGAGCGCAUACUUCAGCUGUACUGGUGCCAGGCUCAGAAGCCAAAAAUCUGA
This is a messenger RNA of Rana temporaria (common frog), 1150 nucleotides long. RefSeq names its product phosphoseryl-tRNA kinase (gene PSTK). Lineage: Eukaryota; Metazoa; Chordata; Amphibia; Anura; Ranidae. Gene Ontology annotation, molecular function: tRNA binding; kinase activity. The coding region runs from base 50 to 1150 and encodes 366 amino acids. The transcript is spliced from 6 exons. The record is from RefSeq and is a predicted model, not a curated record.